ACUCCGGCAGGGCGCGACCGGCGCGGCUGAGGUGAGGCGAGGCGGGGCGGCGGCGGCGGCACCGGUGGCGGCUCCGGUGUUGGGCACACGGCUUCCUAGCCCUGUCCGAGCAGCGUUCAGCCCUUUCCUGAAGACCUAGUGGGCUGCGAGCCGUGCUGAUCUGAAGGGAUCUCUUUACACUUAAAGAUGGCUGCUGAUACGUCUGUUGAAAUUCUCCAGAAAGUUCUGGAGAAUGAAAUACUUCAGACCACCAAGGUAGUAGAAGAACAUCUGGAUGCGGAAAUGCAGAAGCUGGACCAAAUGGAUGAAGAUGAGUUGGAACGCCUUAAGCAAAGGAGGCUUGAAGCACUGAAAAAGGCUAAACAGCAGAAACAGGAGUGGCUUUCAAAAGGACAUGGGGAGUACAGAGAAAUCCCAAGUGAGAGAGACUUUUUCCAAGAAGUCAAAGAAAGUAAAAAUGUGGUUUGCCACUUCUAUAGAGAUACAACUUUCAGGUGUCAGAUAAUGGACAAGCAUUUGACCGUAUUGGCAAAAAAGCAUGUUGAGACAAAAUUCUUGAAACUAAAUGCAGAAAAAUCUCCUUUCUUAUGCGAGAGACUGCGCAUCAAAGUAAUCCCCACUCUAGCACUAAUAAAAGAUGGAAAAUCGCAAGACUAUGUUGUUGGCUUCACUGAUCUCGGUAACACGGAUGACUUCACUACAGAGACCUUGGAGUGGAGACUAGGCUGUGCAGACAUAAUUAAUUACAGUGGAAACUUGAUGGAGCCACCUUUUCAAAACCAAAAGAAAUUUGGAACAAGCUUCACAAAGUUGGAGAAGAAGACCAUCAGAGGGAAGAAAUAUGAUUCAGAUUCUGAUGAUGACUAAAAUAGUUAAACGUGUUUGUAAAUCAUCUUUUGUUUAUGCUUGGUACAUUUUUAAGAAUGUUUUUUAUAAAGCUUAUUGCUUUUUCACUACAUCUGCACAUAACGCUCACUUUUCUAUACAGUUUUAUACAACUGGGUCAUAUCAGGAGAAAGCUUAAAUAUUUUUUUUCCUCUUUUGGAGGUCAUUUGUAAUUCAACAAUCUAAGUCCUAUCUAAAUAAUAUGUUGCAAAUGAUGAAGAGUACAUCUUUGUCUGAGAGUACAUCUAUGAAGCGUUUUGAAGUAACUUAGAACAAACUGUACCAAGACAGAUCAAAGGUCCAUCCGGCCUAAUAUCCAGGCUCAGUGGCCAAAAGCAGAUGCACAAGGAAGAGAGGGGAGGAAAAAAAGGGUGAGCAGAUAGCGGUGCUUCCCCAAAACAUACUUUGAGCAGUCUGUGGCUUGGGGAACUCCAUAUCUGAAAGCAUUUGCUGGAUAAAAAGAAAUCUUUUGAAGUCCUCAUUGCAUCUUCUUAGCAUCCACCUCACAUGGCAAGGAGUCCACAACUUAAGUGUGUUGUAUGAAGAACUAUUCCCCAUCAUUUUCCUUGAAUCUGACAAUUCCCUUUUUUUUAUUUUCUUCAUUAAAGGAACAACAGACACUUCUAAGAAUUUUCUCUAUCAGUUCCUUUUCCAGUUCUCUUUAAUCUUAUUGUUAUUGGUAAAAGCACUGCAAAUUAUUAGUACCAGGAAUUGUGCAUUUUAACGAAGAUUGCUUACCUUAUGGUGCCAUAUCACAACAUUGAGUAACUUAAUCGUAUUGCACUAUAAGCUGUAAAAACAGACAUAACUUCUGAAAGUGGUGGUCAAGAGAAAUGCCCUUUUGCCAUCUAUGUACGCUGCAUGUGGAAGCUGACACAGCGGGCAAUAGCACAUAGCAACAAACAUAUUGAAACCAGCCUUGUUUGCAGGUUUGUAUGAUUCUGUGGUUUUGAAUGUGUGAAUUUUACAGCGGGUGCUUUGUACAGGAGGGUAGGCUAGAGAAAAGCGUUCGGGAGAGGCCUUGAUCUGUUAGAUAUAGCGCAGCAUGCUGUGUACCGUUUCUUCAGUAAUGGACAGGAUUUUCAAGGGAGAUCUUCCUUGGAACACAACUUAAAGCUUCUGCCUAGGCAAAGUGUCGAUGGCUUGUCUUAGUUCUCAAAAACAGAGUUUGCUGUGUGCUGGAGGACCCUUUGACAGUAGUACUUGGAAUUCAGUUGGCCCAGAAAAUGAUGAACUGGGUCUAGUUACUCGUGCUGCCUUGUAGUGGAGAGUGCUUGUGAUUGGGCCAGCCCAGCAAUAUUACUCUAAGUUUAAAAAUAACAAUGAUUCUAUUUUAUUUCAGUUCAUGUACAUUGAAAUAAAAUUAUUUUAAUUCUAA
Anas platyrhynchos (mallard) is the source of this 2263-nucleotide messenger RNA. RefSeq names its product thioredoxin domain containing 9 (gene TXNDC9). Lineage: Eukaryota; Metazoa; Chordata; Aves; Anseriformes; Anatidae. The record is from RefSeq and is a predicted model, not a curated record.